Talaromyces amestolkiae is the source of this 1293-nucleotide messenger RNA. RefSeq lists its product as uncharacterized. The coding region runs from base 1 to 1293 and encodes 430 amino acids. The record is from RefSeq and is a predicted model, not a curated record. The transcript is spliced from 2 exons. Gene Ontology annotation, molecular function: lyase activity. NCBI's taxonomy places the organism in Eukaryota, Fungi, Ascomycota, Eurotiomycetes, Eurotiales, Trichocomaceae.
AUGGGAUUUGAACCCGCAGGCUAUUGUACGGUGGUGGGAUAUGACAAAAAAUUAGGACCUGUGGCAGCAUCGAUGAUGAAUGCGGCGUUCAUUCAGGCAACGGAACUAGAUGACUAUCAUAGCGAGGCGCCAUUGCAUGCCGCCAGCAUUGCAAUUCCAUCAAUUACCGCAAUAGCUGAUUUUUUGAAGCAUACAGACGGCAAAAAUAACUCCUCUAGCGCCGUGUCUGGGAGACAAGCCAUUCUAGCAGCAAUUGCCUGCUUUGAAUCUGGUCCUCGAAUCGGAAAAGCUGUUCAUGGAGCCGACCUCUUGGUAAAUGGCUGGCAUUGUGGUGCUGUAUACGGAACUCCAGCCGGAGCUCUAGCUGCUGGUAAAGCACUGGGAUUAUCUGUCGACCAAUUAGAGGAUGCAGUGGGUAUUGCAUGCACUCAGGCCUGCGGAUUGAUGUCUGCACAGUACGGUGGGAUGAUUAAGCGAGUGCAACAUGGUUUUGCUGCAAGAUCUGGUAUUCUUGGUGCUCUACUAGCACAUGGUGGAUAUGAGGGAAUCAAACAAGUUCUCGAGAGGCCAUAUGGUGGAUUUCUCACCAUGUUCACAAAGGGAAACAAUAAGGAAGAACAAUUCCGUGAACUUGAGGUGAUUUCAAAACUUGGCUCGUUCUGGCACACUUACGCUUUACGUAUCAAAAUGUAUGCAUGCUGUGGCUUGACGCAUGGGGCUAUAGAGGCAAUUGAAAACUUACAAGCAUUGCAUUCAAAGCGUUUCGAAAACGCCAACUUAAAACUUAUCAGCAAGAUACGUGUUGAACUGUCGCACUCGUCAUUUGCUCAUUGUGGAUGGCACCCUGAACGAUCGGCAAUCACUCCAACUGCUGCACAGAUGAGCGCACCAUUUAUCCUAGCAACGCAAUUCGUGCAUCGCAAAUGUCUUUUGGCUCAAUUCUCUGACAGCAAUCAUAAUCUUGACCGGGAUGACAUAUGGGAUCUUGUGAAUAAGGUAGAAUGUUCACAUAACCCAGAAUUCGAUCAGUUAAACCAGACGAGUGGAGGGCAUAUCUGGGUCGAGUUUGAAGAUGGGACAUCUGUGGAUGAGAAGGUUUCUAUGCCAAGGGGGGUGAAAGAACCUAUUGCCAAUGAACUGAUUUUGGAGAAGUAUCGGACACUGACUGCGGGCAUCAUGCCAGAAGACAGAGUCAAGGAGAUUGAGGGGAUCGUCUUGGGAUUGGAGACCAUCAGUGAUAUCAGUCCAUUAAUAGACUUACUUGGAAAGUCGGUGAACUCUGUAUUUACCUAG